GUCAGCAGCGGAGGAGGUUCAUGGAGAGUUCAGCCGCAUACAUUAGGUAACACCAUCGGUCGCUGUGACAUAACUAGUAUGAAGCAGGUUGAGUUGAGACAUUCGUCAAUAAAGAAGAGAUAAGAAGAAGAAGAAGUCCUGGAACAAACUUUGUUAUGCAAAACAGCCUUCAGAUCUGGAUGUGUUUAACCGCUGUGUCUCUACUGCAGGACUCUACUGUCUCUACUGCUCGCUGCGCGUCAACAUGAGAACAGCUUCCAACAUAUAAAAAUAUAGGUCUGUUCCUGAGCGCUCACGCCCCUCCUGACUGUAGUACAGUCAUGUUUUACUGUUCUGCUCUGCACACAGUUUGUAUUAAGCGUAGCUAAACCUCGGAGGUGCAAACAGAGAGAGAGAGAGAGAGAGAGAGACCGCCCUGCCGUGCAGGAUCUCCCAUGCGGACAACCUCUGCAGACGGACUUCUCUGCUGAAACCAGAUCAUGUUUGACUACAUGGAAUUUCAUUCUUUCGGUCCCGCAGAAAUCAUGGACUUCUACAGCUCAUCCAGCCCCGUCUGCGUGUUUCAGGAGCAGGACCAGGAUCUGGCAGACUUCUUCCCCGAGCUGAUCGAGUCGGACUGGCAGGAGCACCGGUGCUCGCAAUCAGUGGGCAGCCAGAGCUCCAGCUCCAGCUCCAGCUCAGAUGAUCUCUUUACCAGCCCCCCCUCCCCGCCUCCACCCCCUCGCACUUACAAGCCCUGUUUUGUGUGUCAAGACAAGUCCUCAGGCUACCACUAUGGAGUCAGCGCCUGCGAGGGCUGCAAGGGUUUCUUCCGCCGCAGCGUGCAGAAAAACAUGGUGUACACCUGUCACCGUGACAGAAACUGUAUCAUCAACAAGAUCACCAGGAACCGCUGUCAGUACUGUCGGCUGCAGAGGUGCUUCGCUGUGGGGAUGUCGAAGGAGUCGGUGAGGAACGACAGGAACAGGAGGAAGGGGAAGAAGGAAGCGGUGAAGAUGACGAUCAUGGAGACCUACGAGCUGACGGCGGAGCUCGGCCUGAUAGUGGAGAAGAUCUGCAGGGCUCACAGAGAGACCUUCCCCUCACUUUGUCAGCUGGGAAAAUACACCACGAACUCCAGUUCAGACCACAGGAUCCAACUGGACCUCGGCCUGUGGGACAAGUUCAGCGAGCUCGCCACCAAGUGCAUCAUCAAGGUGGUGGAGUUCGCCAAGCGUGUGCCAGGUUUUACCGGCCUGACCAUCGCCGACCAGAUCACGCUGCUCAAAGCUGCCUGCCUGGACAUCCUGAUCCUGAGGAUUUGCACUCGCUACACUCCUGACCAGGACACCAUGACCUUCUCUGACGGGCUGACCCUGACCCGCACUCAGAUCCACAACGCUGGAUUCGGGCCGCUGACAGAUCAGGUUUUCACUUUUGCCGGGCAGCUGCUGCCGCUGGAGAUGGACGACACAGAGAGCGGGCUCCUCAGCGCCAUCUGCCUGGUCUCUGGAGACCGACAGGACCUGGAGGAGCCGUCUAAGGUGGAGGUGCUGCAGGAGCCGCUGCUGGAGGCGCUGAAGAUCUACUCCCGCAAACGGCGACCCAGCAUGCCCCUCAUGUUCCCCAAGGCCCUCAUGAAGAUCACUGACCUGCGCAGCAUCAGUGCUAAAGGGGCCGAGAGGGUGGUGAGUCUAAAGAUGGAGAUCCCGGGCUCCAUGCCUCCUCUGAUUGAGGAGAUGCUGGAGGAUCUGCAGAACCUGGAGAAACACCAGAAGAAACGCUCGGAGGAGAGCCAAGCAGAACAAAACACCAGCCAGCACACACACACCUCUGGUUUCUUACUCUAAAGCUGCUCAGAAAGGACAUUUCAUCUGUCUUCCCUUCCCAGAGAAACCUGCUAACUAUAUACAGUACAGAUGCAGUUCAGAGGGUUACCAGUGUCUUACCUCAGUUUUUGGUUGGUGAAUAUUCACACAUUGAUCUGCAGAAAUUACAGUAAAAGAGAAUGAUGCAGUAAUGUUUUAAUCAGACACAGUUUCAUUUCUUAACCCUUAGUCACAGGCACCUCAUAACCAGUAAGAAUCACUUGUGACCUUUCUUAAUCUGGUUUUUACUGUAUUUAUAUUUACAUGAGAUAUCACCUGGAUUAAUUUUUUACCUCAUGAAAUAACAAUGCCUCUAGAGUUAAUGUAGCAAUUAUAGUAAAGCAUAUUGAGAGGAUUUUUUGGAGCUUUUUACAUACUAUGUGAAUUUUUUCUCUUGUCCAAGUCUUCUGUUUGUACCUGAUGUGUUGACGUGCUCCGUAUGUGUAAAAAGAAAAGGGAAAUGUAAAUGCAAACACUUGAUGAAGUUUAUACUCACAAGGUUGAAUGUUCAUAAAAGGCAUCAACAAGCUUUACAAGCUGAUGUAAUUGAGGUGAUGUAGGAAAUGUCAAAUUUAUGUACAGAAAACACAAAGUACAACAAAUAAGUUUUCAGCUUGUUGCUCAGUGGGUGUCAACUCCCCAUGCUGGAGUUUUUUUUUUUCUUUGCAAUAUGAAAUAUAAAGAGUUUGUACACUCUUAAAUAAGCUCAUACACAACAUUGUUAUUUUCACACAUAUUCUAAACACAAGGUUUUAAUUCCUUAGUUAUUAACAGGGCUGGAUAUUGUUUGAAAUGUUUGACAUACUUUUUUUUGAUACCUUACUUUGAUGAAUGCUGUAUAAACAUGUUUUCUACAAAAAAGUUUUUCAUUUAACAAAAUAAGCCAAUUUCUGAAAAGCAUCAGUGUUGUUGAUGCCUUAUUACAGAUAGCUGUAAAUGAAUUUUGCCUAGUUAAAUACAAUGUACUGUAGAAAUGUGAAUAAUCAUAACAAUACAAACAAUGGAAAUUUAAACCGGACUAUGAUUAAAAAUGUAGCUGUACUUACAACAGGAGGAGGAGGAUUAUGGGAAAUGUGUUCUGAAGUUACACAUUAAAUGGCAUCGUCUCAUAGAGUUGGCAUAGCAGGUUUAAUAAUAUAUAAAAUCAAAUGACAUUUGUGCCUAAAAAUGUACAUUCCAUGAAAAAGAAGGAUGUUGUUUAUCUAAGUGUAUGAAAUCUUCUGAGCAAGCAGCCUGUGUACUGUAAGAACUCAUGCGUGCCUACUCUUCAUGUGCCAACUUUUUCCAUAUCCAGGAAUUUUACAUAUUUAAAUAAACCUGAAACAGUAAAUGUUAAUGCCCUCAUUUUCUCAUCCAUGGUCGACAUUACAUAGUUUGACUGCUGUAUGUAUAUAUCUGUGAUCAUUUAUCAUGGUGCAUUCAUUUGUGGUAUUACUAAACAGAUCACAUUUCAUCACAUUCAUGUUUACUUUGUUGUCCUAUUAAAAGUCUUGUGUCAU
Molecule: messenger RNA, 3346 nt
Organism: Lates calcarifer (barramundi perch)
Lineage: Eukaryota; Metazoa; Chordata; Actinopteri; Centropomidae
Product: retinoic acid receptor beta
Exons: 8
Coding region: 480-1829 (449 amino acids)
Biological process (GO): retinoic acid receptor signaling pathway; cellular response to corticotropin-releasing hormone stimulus; regulation of transcription by RNA polymerase II
Cellular component (GO): transcription regulator complex; nucleus
Molecular function (GO): zinc ion binding; nuclear receptor activity; nuclear glucocorticoid receptor binding
Source: RefSeq, a predicted model, not a curated record